AAGCGAUCUUCCCCAUCCAGGUAAGACAAACCUGUGCUCAGGGCAUUUAUCAAAGAAGCAUCACAGAAACGCUCGUGAAAUAUAGAAAUCAAAUGAAACUAAACUAAACUAAAAAAACUAAGAUCUGUCAGACAGAUUAAUUCACAUUUUUCUCUGUAUCCACCAUGAAGUCAUUGGCUCUUUUGUUGCUGGUCUGGGCUGCCUUCGCAAAAGCACAACCUGCAGCCAGCGGCAGCUGCGUCCCCACAGCCAAGCAAGAUCUGCUAGAUCUCCUGCGGAAAUGGGAAACGGGGUCUUCUUGCCAACCCUCCAAGCCAGGCAGUCCCCAGAAGCUGUACGGGAGUUGCAAGGACAUCAAGGCUGCCCUUCCAGAGGCUUCAGAUGGCCUGUAUACCCUGAUGAGUGAAGAUGGUGAGGUCUACCAGACCUUCUGCGACAUGUCCACCAACGGAGGCGGCUGGACGCUGGUGGCCAGUGUCCAUGAGAACAACAUCUUCGGGAAAUGCACCGUUGGCGAUCGCUGGUCCAGCCAGCAAGGGAGCAGUCCCAACUACCCCGAUGGAGACGGAAACUGGGCCAACAAUAACACCUUUGGGUCCGCCAUAGCAGCCACGAGCGACGACUACAAGAACCCAGGCUACUACGCUCUUAUAGCCGGAGAUGUCUCCAUAUGGCAUGUUCCCAACAACACCCCAAUGAAGAAAUGGCAGGACGUUUCCUUCUUGAGAUACCACACCGAGACAAGCUUCUUGGCUGAACAAGGGGGUAACCUUCUCCGGCUCUAUGAGAAACACCCGGUGAAAUAUGGCGCUGGCAGCUGUCCAAAAGAUAACGGCCCGGCUAUCCCUGUUGUUUAUGAUGUUGGUGAUGCCCAGAAGACUUCAGAAUUGUACUCUCCCCAUGGACGGGGUGAAUUUGUCUCUGGCUUCAUUCAAUUCCGGGUGUUUAAUAAUGAAAAGGCAGCAUUGGCUCUCUGCUCUGGCGUUAAACUCACCGGUUGCAACUCGGAACAUCACUGCAUUGGAGGAGGGGGCUUUUUCCCAGAAGGAAACCCCCGUCAAUGUGGUGACUUUGCCGGCUUUGACUGGGAUGGCUACGGGACUCACCGCGGAUGGAGCACUUCGAAAACCAUCGUGGACGCAGCCGUGCUGAUCUUCUACCGCUGAGCGGCCGAGUCAGAAUCCGGAGACGAAGGCGCCUGUUCUCCCGGAACAGAGAAAUUUAUGAUUAAAACACACAAUCUGACAACGCUAUGCAACAAAAAUAAAAGCAGCACAUUAAAAUUUG
Molecule: messenger RNA, 1287 nt
Organism: Ahaetulla prasina
Lineage: Eukaryota; Metazoa; Chordata; Lepidosauria; Squamata; Colubridae
Gene: ITLN1
Product: intelectin 1
Exons: 8
Coding region: 165-1166 (333 amino acids)
Molecular function (GO): oligosaccharide binding
Source: RefSeq, a predicted model, not a curated record